AUGGUGUCCUCGCCGCGCAAUCCUCCGUUCCGAGCUGAGCACAUCGGCUCCCUCCUCCGGCCAAAGGAGUUGGUCGACAAGAGAUAUGCCGUAGCAGGAGGCUCAGACACGGCAGAAUCUCUGGUGCCGAUCGAGCAGAAGGCAAUCAAGGAUGUCGUAACGCUUCAGCAAGAAUGCGGUAUUCACAGCAUCACGAAUGGAGAAUACAGUCGCCAUCAGUUCUGGGGAACGUUCAUGGAGACGUUGAAUGGUAUGGAAGAAGUCAAUCUUCGCGAAGGCGGUUACGACCAGUCUAUUUUCCGGGCAUACGCGCCUGACGUCAAGAGCUUCAUGCAUGCAAAGACAAUCCCAAACCAAGUCACUGUGGCCGUAGGCAAACUCUCACACCCGGGACGGAGUAGCUUCCUACCGGAGUUGGAGUAUCUGAAGUCGAUCUUACCCAAGGAGAAAUGGAGCAGCAUCAAGCUGACCCUGACAAGUCCGUCUUGGUAUCACUUCAGAUACGGGCCUAACAAGGCGUACGUACAGGGGGUAUACAACAACGACGACGAGUAUUUCGACGACCUGGCCAAAGCUUACCAACAAGAACUCAAGAUUCUCUAUGACGCCGGACUCAGGAAUGCUCAAGUCGACGAUCCGAACUUGGCCUAUUUCUGCUCUGAGCCCAUGCUUGAAGGAUGGGCUGCGGAUACACAGAACUUCCAGACCGCAGACGAGCAGCUAGACGCCUAUAUCCGCUUUUAUAAUAAGUGUUUCGAGCGACCUGCAGACUUCCACCUUGGUAUUCAUCUGUGCAGAGGCAACUAUCUCGGCUCCAAGCACUUUAGCGAAGGAGCUUAUGAUCGUAUCGCAACUAAGCUGUUUAAUGACCUAAACGUCUCUACAUACUACCUCGAGUAUGACACACCGCGUGCCGGCGGCUUUGAGCCCCUGAAGCACCUGCCCAAGAACAAGAACGUUGUCCUGGGCGUCAUCACUUCGAAGUUCCCGGAGCUUGAGAACAAGCAGAACAUGGUAGACCGCAUCUACAAGGCCGCUGACUAUGUAGCUGAGGGAUCAGGUGAGAGCAGGAAGGAGUCGCUGCAGAGACUGUCAGUCAGCCCGCAGUGUGGGUUUGCGAGCCAUGCUGAAGGGAAUGCGUUGGGCCAUGAGGACAUGCGGAAGAAGUUGCUAUUGGUACGAGCGAUUGCUGAUGAAGUUUGGCCCGGAGAAGCUUAA
This is a messenger RNA of Pseudovirgaria hyperparasitica, 1218 nucleotides long. RefSeq names its product UROD/MetE-like protein. The transcript is spliced from 5 exons. Lineage: Eukaryota; Fungi; Ascomycota; Dothideomycetes; Acrospermales; Acrospermaceae. Gene Ontology annotation, molecular function: zinc ion binding; 5-methyltetrahydropteroyltriglutamate-homocysteine S-methyltransferase activity. The coding region runs from base 1 to 1218 and encodes 405 amino acids. The record is from RefSeq and is a predicted model, not a curated record.